AACGAAUUGUAGGCUUGUAGAAUGUAGCCUGUAGGACUCCCCUGUAGCUUGCUUGGCGACCUACCCACAAAUUGUCGUGAUGAAAACCUUAUUUUCUCGAUUAUUCGACUGGUAAUUAAUUCUUUAUGAUCCAGAGAUGUGUGUCGUUUCUAAACAUAAAAGGUUCUAGGAGCAACCACAGCUGACUCUUAGUGGCAUUGAAGGCUUACUGAUUCUACUGCAUUCUAGCUUGUGGUGGUAAUGCAUACAGUUGUUUUAUUCACUAGACUUGGUACCAGCAGACAAAGAACAACUAAUGGAAGAAGAAGUAGGAGGAGGUCAAUCCCCCUCUAUCAAUCAUCAUGAAUAUGCUGCUACAGGACUGAAUUUCAAUGGACCAUUACGUGGAUCUGCCAUUCAAGGGUUGAAGAAGAGAGCCCAUGCUCAUGGGAGUCGUUCUUGGAUCAAGAUUGACCAAAUUGGUAACUUGAAUAUUCUGGAUCUUGAUAAAGCGACUGUUAUGAGGCAUUGUUCUCUUCCUGCAAGAGAUAUGCGCUUGUUGGACCCAGUGUUCAUUUAUCCUUCCACAAUUCUUGGCAGAGACCAGGCUAUCGUGGUCAAUCUUGAACAAAUUAGAUGCAUAAUCACUGCUGAUGAGGUUUUGCUUAUGAAUUCGCUGGAUGCAUGUGUUGUUCAGUAUAAGUCUGAGUUAAGCAAGAGAUUGCAGAUGAACAGAGAUCAGUCUGAUGAUCUGCCUUUUGAGUUCAGGGCUCUUGAGCUUGCUUUGGAGCUUACGUGCAUGUCUCUAGAUGCUCAGCAGGUAAAAGAACUUGAAAAUGAGAUAUAUCCUGUGCUUGAUGAACUAGCAUCAUCUAUAAGUACUCUAAACCUCGAACAUGUACGACGACUGAAGGGUCACCUUCUUGCGUUGACACAGAGAGUCCAGAAGGUUUGUGAUGAGAUAGAACAUCUUAUGGAUGAUGACGGAGACAUGGCUGAGAUGUACCUAACCGAGAAAAAGAACAAAAGGGAAGCUUACUCGGACUUAUACUUGCAAGAAAAUAUCUCUAGUGAGAGCGGACUAUUGUUAGCACCAGUUUCGCCCAUAGGGUCAGUUAGCGGGACUGGAAAGCUGCAAAGGGCUUCAAGCAGCCUGAGUUCAAGCAAGCAUGGUAGUGGCAAUAGUUCAUCUUACAAUCAGGAAGAUAUAAAUCAACUUGAAAUGUUGUUGGAAGCGUAUUUUGUUGUCAUAGACAAUACUCUCAACAAAUUGUUAUCGCUCAAAGAAUACAUAGAUGAUACCGAAGAUUUGAUUAAUAUAAAAUUGGGAAAUGUGCAGAACCAGCUAAUACAAUUCGAGUUGUUGUUGACAGCGGCCACCUUUGUAGUUACAAUCUUUGCGGUUGUGACGGGUGUUUUCGGAAUGAACUUUGAGGCUGCAAUUUUCAAUUACCCAGGUGCAUUCAACUGGGUCAUAUUCCUCACUGGAGUCUUCUGCGUGAUGCUAUACAUCUGUUUCUUAAUUUUUUUCAGGCAUAAGAAACUUUUGCCACUUUAAAUUCAUAUUCUUAUAGCAAAAAAAAAACAUAUUAAUUUCUGUUUAUUGUUACUUAAAUUCUUUUGACUGCAUUUCAACUGCUAUCCAAUUUCCAGUGUAAAUAGUAUUGGACUUUUAAAUGGAGAAUUUGUUUUUGGAGUUAGUCAUCAA
Impatiens glandulifera is the source of this 1687-nucleotide messenger RNA. RefSeq names its product magnesium transporter MRS2-5. The coding region runs from base 296 to 1537 and encodes 413 amino acids. Gene Ontology annotation, molecular function: magnesium ion transmembrane transporter activity. Gene Ontology annotation, cellular component: membrane. Gene Ontology annotation, biological process: magnesium ion transport; transmembrane transport. NCBI's taxonomy places the organism in Eukaryota, Viridiplantae, Streptophyta, Magnoliopsida, Ericales, Balsaminaceae. The record is from RefSeq and is a predicted model, not a curated record. The transcript is spliced from 7 exons.